Rhincodon typus (whale shark) is the source of this 1131-nucleotide messenger RNA. RefSeq names its product 5-hydroxytryptamine (serotonin) receptor 1B (gene htr1b). Gene Ontology annotation, cellular component: plasma membrane. NCBI's taxonomy places the organism in Eukaryota, Metazoa, Chordata, Chondrichthyes, Orectolobiformes, Rhincodontidae. The record is from RefSeq and is a predicted model, not a curated record. The coding region runs from base 1 to 1131 and encodes 376 amino acids. Gene Ontology annotation, molecular function: G protein-coupled serotonin receptor activity. Gene Ontology annotation, biological process: regulation of behavior; bone remodeling; vasoconstriction. The transcript has a single exon.
AUGAACCAGUCCGCCGAAUGCCUGGCGCCAAAUAGCGUGGAGCUGCAAGCCAACUCGAAGCAUGUAAACUGCAGCACCAAAGUGAACCCUCCUGGCGGGGCUGGCAUCACAGCUUGGGGGAUCUCUGCCUCGGUUUUCCUGUGCCUCAUCACCCUGGCGACGGUGCUGUCCAAUGGGUUUGUCAUCGCCACAAUCUACCAAGCCAGGAAGCUGCACACUCCUGCCAACAUUCUGAUCGCCUCGCUGGCUAUCACUGACCUCCUGGUCUCCAUUCUGGUCAUGCCCCUCAGUAUUGUCUACACUGUCAGUGGGACCUGGAGCCUGGGGCAGGUUGUAUGUGACAUCUGGCUAUCCUCAGAUAUUACCUGUUGCACCGCCUCUAUCCUCCAUUUAUGUGUGAUCGCUUUGGACCGAUACUGGGCUAUCACGGACGCGGUUGAGUACUCGAUGAAGAGAACCCCGGAAAGAGCCGCUGGGAUGAUAGUCACUGUCUGGGUCAUCUCCAUUUGCAUCUCCAUCCCCCCUCUGUUCUGGAGGCAAGCCAAAGCGGGAGAGCUCAUGCACUGCACUGUCAACACUGACCAGAUCUUCUACACCAUCUACUCAACUUUCGGAGCCUUUUACAUCCCCACGCUACUGUUGAUUGCCCUGUACGGGCGAAUCUACGUGGAGGCCAGGUCCCGGAUCCUAAAACAGACACCAAAGCAGACCGGCAAACGCCUGACCAAGGCUCAGCUGGUCACCCACUCCUCGGGAUCUUCUUCCCUUUCCUCCGUCAACUCCCGGGUGAACGAGUUUCCCACCGAGACCGGUUCCCCGGUUAACCUCAACCACGUCAAAGUCAAGGUUUCCGACGUGUUGUUGGAAAAGAAGCGGAUCUCGGCUGCCAGGGAGAGGAAGGCAACCAAAACCUUAGGGAUAAUCCUUGGGGCCUUCAUUGUGUGCUGGCUGCCCUUCUUUAUCAUCACCCUGGUUUUACCCAUCUGCAAGGAGGCGUGCUGGUUCCACCAUGCCAUCUUCGACUUCUUUAACUGGCUGGGCUAUCUCAAUUCCCUCAUCAAUCCCAUUAUAUACACCAUGUCCAAUGAGGAUUUCAAGCAGGCUUUCCACAAACUCACUCGCUGCCGGUGA